Messenger RNA from Talaromyces rugulosus, 513 nucleotides. RefSeq lists its product as uncharacterized. NCBI's taxonomy places the organism in Eukaryota, Fungi, Ascomycota, Eurotiomycetes, Eurotiales, Trichocomaceae. The coding region runs from base 1 to 513 and encodes 170 amino acids. The transcript has a single exon. The record is from RefSeq and is a predicted model, not a curated record.
AUGUCCACUCAAAACAUUACUCCCAAAACCCCUCUCAUUCCCUCCACCUCUCGAUCCGACACUACGCCAUCUCACCAACCCUCGAACUUCGCGAUAGGAACAGUCCAGGCCCUAGCCUGGCUGCGCGUUGUGGCUGGCGGCGCAGCUCUAGUUGCUCCCUGCUUCACUGCAAAACUCUUCUUCCUCCCAGGCGUCACACCUGGAUCACUUGCCAGCUACCAGCUCCGCCUAUUUGGGAUUCGCGACGCUAUGAUCGGUGAAUUACUCUACUCUGUUCGUCCAAAGUUCCCCUCCACUGCUUCCCCAGCGUCACAGACGGAGUCGGAUCGAGAGAGGGACCGAAAGGAAUUACGCAGAAUGCUGUGGGCGAAUUUUGCCACGGAUGCUUUGGAUAUUGUUGUAACGGGAGCUGCUCUCGCAACGGGGAUUAUUCCACGUUCACCUGCCUUUGCUUUGGGCGGCGGUGCUAUAGUUUUUCUAUUGAUGGAUUUGGUGGGACUGAAGGCGAUCUGA